AUAUUACACAGUACUAUGGGCAAAAGAAAACGAAAUCAAGGGCAGAACGCGGAAGAAGCAUCGUCAGUACCAUCAGUGAGUACUACGGCGUUCGUCAGACAAGUAACGUUUGAUGAAUCUUCAAAAGAACCCAGUGACUAUUACAUUGAACCGAGCGGUAGAGGUUUAAUAACAAGUCCAUCUAUUGGAACGUUAAAUAGAUUAGAACGGCAGAAAAUUGUUCUCUGGAAGAGGCCGUUUCAGACAAUUCACUAUGCUCUUCGUGAAAUAUUACAAUUAUUGAUCGAGUUCGUCUCUUACUUAUGGAUGCGUAAAGCUCGUAUAUUGUUCAUUUUAUUAUUGUGUGUUGUUGGGACAUAUAUUUGUCGUGCCCCCGGCGCUCAUCAAAGAUACAUUCAGAGUUGGAAAGUGAAAUUAUUACGAUGUCUGUAUUGGAUAGGUUUGGGUAUACUGUCAUCUGUUGGGCUUGGAACUGGUCUUCACACAUUUAUAUUAUAUCUUGGACCACAUAUAGCUUCAGUCACUGUGGCAGCUUACGAAUGUAAUUCACUGGAUUUUCCUGAGCCACCAUAUCCGGAAAGAAUUCUAUGUCCAAAUGUGGAAGGUAUCGUAGAGAAUGCAAUAGUGACCGUGUGGUCGAUAAUGUCAAAAGUACGUGUUGAAGCACUCAUGUGGGGAGCUGGUACAGCACUGGGAGAAUUACCACCUUACUUUAUGGCGAAGGCAGCGCGAAUUUCUGGUGAAGAGCCAGAUGAUGAGGAGUACAGGGAAUUUCUAGCCUACAUUAAUCGAAAUGGACCUGAAGCACCCACAUUUACCGAGAAAUGUAAAGAAGUGAUGGAGAAAGCAGUUACUAGACUUGGAUUCUUCGGCAUUCUUUCCUUCGCUUCAAUUCCGAAUCCGUUCUUCGAUUUAGCUGGUAUAACAUGUGGUCAUUUUCUAGUUCCUUUCUGGAAGUUCUUUUUGGCAACUCUCAUUGGAAAAGCCGUAUUCAAAAUGCAUCUUCAGAUGUUUUUUGUGGUGUUGGCUUUUAGUGAAAACACGGUGGAGCAUCUUCUAGUUCACUUGAAAACGGUUCCAGUAUUUGGUAUGCAAUUUCACCAGAAAUUAACGGAGUAUUUAGCAUUUCAGAAAAUCAAGCUUCAUAAAAGUGGAGUCGCGCAUGUUGAGGAUAGCACCAUGCUUCAGAAGGGUGCUUCAUUUAUUGUUACCUCUAUGAUAGUGUGGUUUUUACUGUCCAUAAUCAAUUCGUUGGCACAAAAUUGGCAUAAACGACUUUAUCUAUUACCGCAAAAUCAACGGAACUGGAAUGGUACGAAGAAAUUUCUGGAAAAAGUUGUCAAAAUUCUCUUGGAAUAUAUUAACGAGGAAAAUCAACGUGAAAAUAAAAUUUUGGACUUUCAUCAUCCAGCCGAAAUGCAAAAACUGAUCGACCUAAGUAUUCCGGAUAAUCCAUGUACUUUACAAGAGUUGCUUCAGGACUGUCGAGAGGUAUUGCGCUUGGGUGUUCGAACUGGACAUCCGCGCUUCUUUAAUCAAAUAUCAUGUGGACUUGAUCUGAUAUCAAUGGUUGGUGAAUGGCUCACUGCCACUGCUAACACUAAUAUGUUUACCUAUGAAAUUGCACCAGUAUUUAUCUUGAUGGAAAAAGAAGUAACGAAGAAAAUGGCUGAAUUGAUUGGUUGGCAGGAUAGCGAUGCUAUUUUUGCGCCCGGUGGCGCUAUUUCAAAUUUGUAUGCGAUGAAUGCCGCACGACACGCACGUUUUCCGAGAUGUAAACCGCUUGGGCAAAACGAUCUGCCAACUCUUUGCAUCUUCACUUCUGAGGAUAGUCAUUACUCAAUCAAGGGAGCAGCAGCCGUAAUGGGUAUUGGUACCGAUAACUGUUUUAAUAUUCCGACUGACCCGUCCGGACGAAUGAUACCUGAGGCAUUGGAACAACGCAUAAUACAAUGCAAAAAAUCUGGUAUGGAACCAUUUUUUGUCUGUGCAACAGCUGGAACAACAGUGUAUGGUGCAUGGGAUCCGAUACCACAAAUAGCAGAUAUAUGCGAUCGUCAUAAAUUAUGGCUUCACGUUGAUGUUCCAGUUGAAACAAAAAAAAAUUUACAGGCAGCUUGGGGUGGUGGCUUAUUGCUAUCACCGGAACAUCGUUAUAAAUUGUGCGGUAUAGAAAGAGCUAAUUCGGUCACUUGGAAUCCUCAUAAAUUGAUGGGCGCAUUGUUGCAAUGUAGUGCUUGUUUCAUUAAGCAAGAAGGCCUUUUGUUCCAAACAAAUCAGAUGUCAGCCGAUUACUUGUUUCAACAGGAUAAGCCUUACGAUGUUAGCUUUGACACUGGUGAUAAGGCGAUGCAGUGUGGUCGACACAAUGAUAUCUUCAAACUUUGGUUAAUGUGGAGGUCAAAGGGUAUGACGGGAUAUCGUCGGCAAAUCAAUCGACUGAUGGAUUUAGCAGCAUACUUUACAGCUCGAAUUCGAGAAACUGAAGGUUAUGAAUUAGUUGUUGAUCCGCCGGAAUUUUUGAAUAUCUGCUUUUGGUAUAUACCGCCAAGUCUUCGGAAUGUGGAAAAAACUGAACGAAAUGCUCGUCUGGAAAAGAUAGCACCAAAAAUUAAAGCAAAAAUGAUGGAACGUGGAACAACAAUGGUUGGUUAUCAGCCAGAUAAGCAAAGACCAAAUUUUUUCCGAAUGAUUGUUUCAAAUCAAGCAAUCACUAAAGAAGACCUUGAUUUUCUAAUUAAAGAGAUUAUAGCUAUUGGUAGUGAACUUUAA
Molecule: messenger RNA, 2772 nt
Organism: Acanthocheilonema viteae
Lineage: Eukaryota; Metazoa; Nematoda; Chromadorea; Rhabditida; Onchocercidae
Source: the annotation of a GenBank genome assembly